Messenger RNA from Bombyx mandarina (wild silkworm), 2814 nucleotides. RefSeq names its product Prolyl 3-hydroxylase sud1 (gene sud1). The record is from RefSeq and is a predicted model, not a curated record. Gene Ontology annotation, molecular function: peptidyl-proline dioxygenase activity; L-ascorbic acid binding; iron ion binding. Lineage: Eukaryota; Metazoa; Arthropoda; Insecta; Lepidoptera; Bombycidae. Gene Ontology annotation, cellular component: cytoplasm. Gene Ontology annotation, biological process: regulation of translational termination; peptidyl-proline hydroxylation.
GCAGCAAGACGUCAACAAUAUUUUGAGGUUAGGCGUCUCGUUUUGGUUUUUCGAACGUUUCUGUUUUGUCGUGUAUUAUGUAGAGUAUUGUUUUAUAAAAAUGAGUUCGGCUAUCAAUGAUGCCGAGGAACCAUCGAGCACGACUCCUGAAGACAAUGCUGCGACCAAGAGUGAGGUCGAAAACUCGACUACGGACGAUGUACGUCCACCCGCCAAGCGGCGUCUUUCUAGCACAGUUAUUGAGAUAUCUGAUACUGAAAGUGACGACUCUGAUGUUUGUGCUGUGAAUUCAUAUCAAGCAUCUGCUGAUGAAGUUAAAAGAAUACGCGGAGAUUAUUCUUCAUCAUCAUCAUCGUCAUCUGACUAUAGUUCGGACUCUGAGUGUGAAGAUGACUCGAUUGUCUUGGAGGACAAGAUCAUAAGUAAAUCAAUGCAACUACAACGUAACCCUAGAGCAAAUAGAAUGGAAGAUCCCAAAUUUAAUACUUUAAUUACAUCUCAAGAAAUUAUAGAUGAGUUAUCGACAAAUUGGAAAGAGUUGAAGAAUCACACAAGCUCAAAUGUGACAAUCACAUGUAACCCAUUUAGAUUGUGUCAGAUACACAAAUUUCUGAUGAAUCCUGACAUUAUAAAUAAUAUUGUGGAUGAUAUAAACACAUUAGAUUGGACAAGGAAAAAGAUGGAUUUGUAUGAGUUCCACCAGACUACAGACCUGGCUAGCUUAAGCUGGCAGAGGAGUAUUCGAGGGAUAUAUGAUCUACUGAAGACUGAUGUUAUGAAUUGGGUAUCAAAGGUAACAGGCUUAGAGCUGAUGUCAGUAUCAGCAUCAUGUUCACUUUACGGUCCGGGGGAUCAUUUGCUCGUUCACGACGACUUGCUUGGAGAUCGAAGAGUGGCUUUCAUCUUCUAUCUUGCGCCCUGGACACUGCCACGGCAAGCAGUUGAGAAUGGAGGAGGGGAUCAUAAUAUACAGGUUGAUGAUCAGUGUGGAGGCUGGAAAGAAGAAAUGGGUGGAGCCCUAGAACUCUUCGCUAAGGAUGAGGAAGGUCGGCCUACAGAGGUGGUGCAUCGAAUAUACCCUAAGAACAAUAUGUUAGCAUUCUUCAAAGUCGGUGUUGAUUCAUACCACCAAGUAAGCGAGGUCCUGUCGUUGGAGUUGCCCCGCCUGUCCAUCAACGGCUGGUUCCACGGACCGGAGCCGGGCCCCCCGCCCCCCGCCGCGCCGCCCGCCCCCGCGCCGCCCUACCUGCCCCCCACACCCCCGCAUUCGGAAGUCGUGCUAUUGAACCAGUGGGUGGAGGGCAGCUACCUGUCGGCCCGCAGCCGCGCGCAGGUGCAGGCGCAGAUGGAGCGGGAGAGCGAGGUGUGUCUGCACGCGCUGCUGCUGGACCACAAGUACCGGCAGCUGCUGGAGGCGCUGCGCGACCCGGGCGUGCCGUGGGAGCCGUGCGGCCCGUCCAACCUGCGCCGCUACUCGCGCGUGCCCCCCGACUGGCUGCAAGCGCAGGACAAGCAGCACCCCAUCCGGGAGCUGGUCCAGCUGAUCACCAGCAACGUGUUCUUCAGGUUGCUCACGGACUGCACGGACCUGGGGCUGGCCACCUGCGAGAAGCUGGAGGUGCAGCAGUGGACGGCCGGCUGCUUCACCCUGCUGCCGCCCCGCGAGCAGUACCAGCAGGCGCGCCUGGAGGCCGUGCUGUACGUGGGCGCGCCGGCCCGGGGCUGCGCCCCCACGCACUACCUGGCGCCCGAGGAGGCGGGCGGCGCGGAGCCCGGCGCGCUGGUGUCGCUGCCGCCGGCCAACAACGCGCUCAACCUCGUGUACUGCGACGCCGGCGCCGCCUCCUUCACCAAGUACCUCGGCCGCAUGGCCAUGAGGGACCGCCCGCCCUUCUACAUCGUCACUUGCAUGUACAAGGAGUGACGCGCCCACGUCGGCGCCUUCAUCAAACCGUUCGUAUCGACACGAUACAAUGAAGCUUACCACACUCUCAAAGAGAUGAAUACUCUGAAAUAGCAGCACUAGAUGCCGUUGGUGCGGCCCCCGCGCCGCACGUGCGCACGCUACUGUUGAUACUAAUCUCAUCCGCACUCGCCGCAGAAACGGUCGAGACCGGCACAGCUGAUGCCCAUGGACUGCUGUCAUCAUAUUCAGUAUGUGGCGGCGCGGGGGGCACGUCUCGGACGAUAAACUAGUCUACUAUAAUACAAUAGCUCAGUUAAGUACUCGCAUAACCCGAGUCAUGAGUUCCCAUCCCGGGGGUACCCCGGCUGACGUCACCAGCGCCCUCUGUACUGGGAACCUAUGCGACGUGUGUACAUUAUACAUAUUCAUUUAUGUGACUAAUGGACGUCUAUAGUCUUAAUAACGAGCUAAGCCCAUAGUCAAUGGUAGGUCAGCGGUCAACGUUGCCCGCGGACAUCAUCGACACGAGGAUCACAGCACGACCCGCUCCUCUCACUGGGAACUCAGCAAACACGCCACACGACGAACGAUAAUAAAAUUAAAACAUUCUGAAUAAAAAUUGUGAUUAUAAAUUGUGUGAUUGUGCAAAUAUAUAUUUUUGUAAAGACGCGCGAUCCUAGUCGCGUACUUCAAUGUCGACAUACGAAAUCGGAAUUGCCUUAAAUAUUUAGAAAGUUUUACACGCAAUAUUACAUCAGCCAAGGGCGGUGGCGGCGGUGGAGGGCCACACUUCACAGAUAGAUUACUCUAAAAUAUAAUUGAAGGGAUUAAACAAGAACAGUGUGCUUAGUGCGAGUUAACGUUCUCGAUAGCGUAAAAGUUAGCUCGUAUUUGUAUGGAAUGGGAUC